Phytophthora nicotianae INRA-310 is the source of this 2214-nucleotide messenger RNA. RefSeq lists its product as hypothetical. Gene Ontology annotation, molecular function: protein binding. NCBI's taxonomy places the organism in Eukaryota, Oomycota, Peronosporomycetes, Peronosporales, Peronosporaceae. The transcript has 7 exons. Bases 910 to 2151 code for a protein of 413 amino acids. The record is from RefSeq and is a predicted model, not a curated record.
AGCUCCUCACCCAAAAGCUCAUCGCCGAGCAAUUUAGCGGCAGGGAAUUCCAUCCCAUCUGAGUUGACUCAGAUCCUCAUCUGAGUCAGAAGAGACGCAAAAAUUCGAAGUAAAAGAACGUUCUCAGAACCUCCUCAAAUCGAAAUAUUUCGAUUUUCGAGUUGAAAUUUUAAAGUUUAAAAUCAAGCACACGAUCCACUUAUGGCGACGAACCACCUGCUCGCGACGCCAGCCUUCGCGCUGCCCUUAGGCUCAUCAAGUGAUGACGAAGACGACGGCGGCAAGGAUGCAGGUGUCUACAGCUUUGGACAGGUGCGCAACACGAACGAAUCAUCGAACACUCAAUGCAUUGCACCGACAAAAUACGCGAUCCUGUGAAUCGUUGUCUAGAACACAUACGGAGAGCUGGCGCUUGGUGACACCAACGAUCGAAGCAAUCCGACACGCGUUGAUCUCGGUAGAAACAGUGGUGGAAAGCGCGUCGUGGACGUGGCCUGCGGGAACGAGCAGACCGCCAUCCUGUUCGGUGGGUCUGCUAGACUGAGUGUAGCAGUGUGUCGUUUCAGGCAUUACUUGUAUACUAAAGCUGCUUGGUGCAAUUUCGGGUGCGCGUCAUUCGCAUUUGUCUGUAGAAAAUGGAGAUGUCUUCACUUGCGGGUAUAACGACAGUGGGCAAUGUGCAAUUGGCACGACGGAGCGAGUUCCGACGCUACGCUUUUCGCCUGGACUUAGCUCCAAUCGCACAGCUCGAGUGUUUUCAGGGAAUGGAAGUGAACACCUUGCAGCACUGAGCGGUGGGUAGCAAGUCCAAGUGGGUGAUGAUGAAGUAUUUAUCGGUUCUUACGUUUGAAAUGACUGUAUGGCGGUGACAUUGCAGCAAAUGGAAACUUGUAUACUGUCGGGUUUAAUAUGCGUGGUCAAUUGGGGCUCGGCACGGCGACUACUGUCACGGAGGCUACGCUUGUGGAAGAAUUGGUCGGCAAGCGCGUGGUUGACGUUGCGUGCAGUUACUUCCACACCGCAAUCGUCAUAGAUAAUGGAGACUUAUACGCCUGCGGCUGCAACGACUACGGUCAGCUAGGCUUGGGCGACCACAGCGGUCAGCUUGUACCUCGACCUGUAGAAUAUUUUUUUCGUCGCCCCGUCCUGGCGGUUGCGUGCGGUCAGCACUACACAAUCGCAUCAUUGAGGGAUGGAGGAGUUGUUGCGUUCGGGAAAAAUGACCAUGGUCAACUUGGACUUGACCGUGUAUCUGAGCCAGUUUUGCAACCUACCCGUCUAGCUCCCCCGCUUGAUAGAGCAGUAGUGCCUCAAUUGUCGUGUGGGUACCACCACACCGCUAUUGUCACGGAGGAUGGUGCUGUAUACACGUUUGGACGCAACGACUACGGGCAACUUGGUCUUGGACACAAGCUACACACGGCACGACCAACGCAUGUAGAAAGUCUGUCGCGAAUGAGGAUCACACAGGUUGCAUGCGGUUGCUACCAUACCCUUGCUCUUUCGGGCGAUGGGAAAGUAUUCCCAUUUGGUCGCAAUAAUCACGGCCAACUAGGGCUGGAGACGACCGUGGACUGCCUAAGCCCGCAACUCAUUUCGACUUUACGGAAUAAAUCCGUUAUCAAGGUUGCUGCAGGAUUUUACCAUUCGGUCUGUUUGGUUGGUAUGCUCAAAGACGAGAACCAAUCUACGAACGGGUCUGGGACACUAAGCGGGGAUUUACGCAAAAUGCUCAACAACUCAACUCGGAGUGAUAUUACCUUCGUGAUAGAAGGGCGCCCUCUCUUCGCACAUAGUUGUAUAUUGGUUGCUCGUUGUGAGCCGCUUGAGAAAAUGCUUGACGGACGAAUGAAGGACGGAUCUCAACCAGAAAUCGCCAUCCCCGAAUACUCGUACGACGUCUUUGCUGCUUUUAUGGAGUUCCUGUACACUGAUCAAGUGGUAGCACUAGCAACACCAGAUUUGGCAGCAGACUUUGCUCUGGAGCUACACGCGCUGGCAGACCAAUACCUGGUUACAAGUCUUCGAAGGUUAUUCCACACCCUUGCUGAAGCGAAAUUCGUGCAAACUAACGUAAAUUGUUCUCAUCAUUAUUCGGCAGUGCAUGUGAAAACGCAUUACUGCAAAUUCUAUCAGUGGAGAAUGUUGUAAUCAUCGUUGAGGUAUGUUCGCUUGUUUCUACCCGUGAUUUACAAUGGACUUGAAUUUUUGCUU